GAUGUGAGCUUAGGAACCUAGACAGUGGUCUCCAAACCAUGGACCUCCAGCUGUUGCAAAACUACAACUUCCAGCAUGAUGUGAGCUUAGGAACCUCGUCAGUGGUCUCAAAACUGUGGACCUCCAGCUGUUGCAAAACUACAACUCCCAGCAUGAUGUGAGCCUAGGAACCUAGACAGUGGUCUCCAAACCGGGGACCUCCAGCUGUUGCAAAACUACAACUCCCAGCAUGAUGUGAGCCUAGGAACCUAGACAGUGGUCUCCAAACCAUGGACCUCCAGCUGCUGCAAAACUACAACUUCCAGCAUGCCCAGACAGCCAAUGUGACUACCCAGUGAGGGGCCCAAAAGGGUCUGACCAUGAAGACUCUGAUGCGGGCCAAGAAAUGUCCUCCUGAGUCAAGGAGGAUGAUCCGGGCCGGAUUCUACACCUGACACCCUGGCACCGUACCAUCAGCCGGAAGAACAUUCUGGAAGAACGCUUUGAUGGCCAGAAGAUGACUUCCUGGCACUUAUUAGAUAUGUUACCACGAAGCAGCUGACUUGUGGGCAUGAAGAGGUUAAAUAGAGUGUCCCUCAUUGGCACUAAUUGGUGACAGCUGUACGUGAUCCUUCAUAUGGGCGCGGGGGGGCAGGUGGCAUUACACACAGGGACAGAAGAGGUUUCGGAAGACGAUAAUCUUCUCCCUUGGAAAAGAACAUAUCCUGUCUUCAUAUAACCCCGUCCAUACGAGCCCUCUCCUCCAGAGAGACCUACAGGAGAGACUGUCCCAGGAGCUGACGCUCUAAACAUGGGCUGGAAGCCCCACGUCCUGAUCCUGCUGCCCGUCCUGAUCCUGCUGCCCGUCCUGAGCUAUGCAUUGGUCAACGAGGAAACCCGACUGAUCAAAGAUUUAUUCUCCAAUUACGAUAAAAACUCCCGGCCCGCCAAGUCGAUCAAGGACAUCGUCACGGUCAGACUCAAACUCACCCUGACCAACCUCAUCUCCCUGAAGGAGAAGGAGGAGACGAUGACCACCAAUGUGUGGCUGCAGCAGGAAUGGAAUGACUAUCGCAUGACGUGGAACAGUACAGAGUACGAUGGCAUAGAGUUGGUACGAAUCCCACAUGACAUGGUGUGGCUACCGGAAAUUGGACUGGAGAACAACAUCGAUGGACAGUUUGAUGUCGCAUACUAUGCCAACGUUCUAGUCAGUUACGAUGGGUCCAUGUAUUGGCUGCCACCGGCCAUCUUCAGGAGUCCGUGCUCCAUCGAGGUCACCUAUUUCCCUUUUGACUGGCAGAACUGCACCCUGGUGUUCAGGUCUCAAACCUACAACGCCAAUGAGGUGGACCUGCAGCUGGCAUUUGGUGACAGUGGGGAACCAUUGGAGAGGGUGGAUAUUGACCCUGAGGCCUUCACAGAAAAUGGGGAAUGGGCAAUAAAGCAUUGUCCGGCCUGGAAGUAUGUGAACCCCAGCUUCAAGCCGGACGACCUCCAGUACCAGCAGAUCAUCUUUGGUCUGAUCAUCCAGAGGAAACCUCUGUUCUACAUCGUGAACAUCAUUGUGCCGUGUGUCCUCAUGUCCUCGCUGGUGGUCCUCGUCUACUUCCUGCCGGCCAAAGCUGGUGGUCAGAAGUGUACGACGUCCAUCUCCGUCCUCCUGGGACAGGUUGUGUUCCUGUUCCUUAUUGCUCAGAAGGUCCCAGAAACUUCUUUGAGUGUCCCACUUAUUGGAAAGUACUUGAUCUUCGUGAUGAUCGUGUCCACCAUCAUUGUUCUCAGCUGCGUCAUUGUACUUAAUGUAUCAUUGCGAACCCCGAGCACCCACAACCUGACAGCGGUCAUGAAACACAGGCUCCUGGAGGUUUUACCGCGCUACCUGCAGAUGAAGAUCGAACCCUGUGAGGAGGAGGAAGCGCCGCGGGAGAGGAGGAAGAGCUCCCUGGGGAUCAUGCUGAAGGCGGAGGAGUACGUCCUGCGGAAGCCGCGCAGCGAACUGAUGUUCGAGCGCCAGAGGGAGCGGCACGGGAUGAGUCGGGACGACCGCGGCCACAGAGGUGAAGAAAAGGGAGCCAAAGGAGGCAGGAAGGGGCAGUGGAGGUGGCAGAUAGUGGACGGCUUCGAUGUUGCGGUCACCACCCCACUGUUCAAGAGCCUGGCGCACUGUGCCCCCGAAAUAAAGGAGUGUGUGGAGGCGUGUAACUUCAUCACCAGCAGCACCAAGGAGCAGAACAAGAGCGGCGCGGAAAUGGAAAACUGGGUGAUGAUUGGGAAGGUUCUGGACGUCCUGUGCUUUUGGGGGGCACUCCCCCUCUUUGUGGUGGGGACCCUGGCCAUCUUUUCCAUGGGACAGUUCAACAAUGCUCCGGAUCAGCCCUUCCCGAGUGGCGAUCACAUCUUCCCCCCUUGCUCCACUACUGCAUAAGGUUCGGCUCUAUGGGUCCACAGGGGAGG
Molecule: messenger RNA, 2436 nt
Organism: Hyla sarda
Lineage: Eukaryota; Metazoa; Chordata; Amphibia; Anura; Hylidae
Product: acetylcholine receptor subunit epsilon-like
Exons: 12
Coding region: 791-2407 (538 amino acids)
Biological process (GO): signal transduction; nervous system process; regulation of membrane potential
Cellular component (GO): synapse; postsynaptic membrane; neuron projection
Molecular function (GO): acetylcholine-gated monoatomic cation-selective channel activity; transmembrane signaling receptor activity
Source: RefSeq, a predicted model, not a curated record